Molecule: messenger RNA, 1518 nt
Organism: Orycteropus afer afer
Lineage: Eukaryota; Metazoa; Chordata; Mammalia; Tubulidentata; Orycteropodidae
Gene: CSTF1
Product: cleavage stimulation factor subunit 1
Biological process (GO): mRNA 3'-end processing
Cellular component (GO): mRNA cleavage stimulating factor complex
Molecular function (GO): RNA binding; protein binding
Source: RefSeq, a predicted model, not a curated record
AACCUCUCGAAAGUGCCAGUAAGUAAGAUGGCGAGGAGGGCAGGAGAGGAUGGGGCUGAUCGAUAGCGCAGUGCUCGGUGAGGCGCUCUGUGCGCUCGCGCAGUGAGUGUGCACGCCGAGCGAUUGAUUGGGCAGGAUUCGCGCCUCCAUUUUCCUAAGAGAAAGCAGGAGACCGCGGGAGCUGGACCAGCAGCUGGCAGGGAAAUCGUCUUCCUCUUCAAGAUGUACAGAACCAAAGUGGGCCUGAAGGACCGCCAGCAGCUCUACAAGCUGAUCAUUAGCCAGUUGCUCUAUGACGGCUACAUCAGCAUCGCCAACGGUCUCAUCAGCGAGAUCAAGCCCCAGUCUGUGUGCGCGCCCUCCGAGCAGCUGCUGCACCUCAUCAAGCUAGGAAUGGAAAAUGAUGACAGUGCCGUUCAGUAUGCAAUCGGCCGUUCAGACACGGUUGCCCCUGGCACAGGGAUUGACCUGGAGUUUGACGCAGAUGUCCAGACCAUGUCUCCAGAGGCUUCAGAGUACGAAACAUGCUACGUCACAUCCCAUAAAGGACCCUGCCGGGUCGCCACCUACAGUAGAGAUGGGCAGUUGAUAGCGACUGGGUCAGCUGACGCCUCCAUAAAGAUCCUCGACACAGAAAGGAUGUUGGCCAAGAGUGCCAUGCCCAUAGAGGUCAUGAUGAAUGAGACUGCACAGCAGAAUAUGGAAAACCACCCAGUGAUUCGAACCCUCUACGACCACGUGGAUGAGGUCACAUGUCUUGCUUUCCACCCGACAGAGCAGAUCCUGGCCUCUGGUUCAAGGGAUUACACUCUCAAACUGUUCGAUUACUCCAAACCGUCUGCAAAGAGAGCCUUCAAAUACAUUCAGGAAGCAGAGAUGCUGCGUUCCAUCUCCUUCCACCCGUCUGGAGAUUUCAUCCUUGUUGGGACGCAACACCCUACUCUUCGGCUUUACGACAUCAACACGUUUCAGUGUUUCGUCUCCUGUAAUCCCCAAGACCAGCACACAGAUGCCAUAUGUUCUGUCAACUACAACCCUAGCGCCAACAUGUAUGUGACUGGCAGCAAGGAUGGCUGCAUCAAAUUAUGGGACGGUGUCUCCAAUCGCUGCAUCACGACUUUCGAGAAGGCCCACGAUGGUGCAGAAGUGUGUUCUGCCAUUUUUUCAAAAAAUUCUAAGUACAUUCUCUCCAGUGGAAAAGACUCUGUAGCCAAACUCUGGGAAAUCUCGACAGGCCGUACACUGGUCAGGUACACAGGUGCCGGGCUGAGCGGACGGCAGGUGCACAGGACACAGGCGGUCUUCAACCACACUGAGGACUACGUGCUGCUGCCGGACGAGAGGACCAUCAGCCUGUGCUGCUGGGACUCGCGCACGGCCGAGCGCCGGAACCUGCUCUCGCUGGGGCACAACAACAUUGUGCGCUGCAUCGUGCACUCACCCACCAACCCCGGCUUCAUGACCUGCAGCGACGACUUCCGGGCACGGUUCUGGUACCGCAGGUCCACCACCGACUGA